AUGCAGAGAAUAUUAGAGAAGAAACACUUCAGAAACAAACAGAAAGAGAUAGAAUACAUUUCGAAGAAAUUGCAAUCUUACGAUUGGAAGACAUACCCUCACAGAUGUCUUCUUAUCUUAGAUGACUUUGCUUCUCAUCCUUUGUUAAAGAAUAGAGAACAAGACAUGUGUCGAAUUCUUAAGAAGCUCAGACACUUUAACAUUUCAGUUGUCAUUUGUGUACAGACAGCCAAGAGUUUAAGUAAGGAUGUUAAAAGAAUACUUACUGAUAUCAUACUUUUCCCUGGAUUGUCCGAAGACGAUUUCAUGGAACUUAUGAAAGAGUCCAUGGCAGGUAAGUUUGACAGACAUGAACUAUGGGAGAAGUACAAAGUCAUACAAGACCCUCAUACUUCUUUCAGAAUUCACAUCUACGCGAACAAAGUUCAAAUUGUAAAAAGUCAAGCUUGA
Molecule: messenger RNA, 450 nt
Organism: Trichomonas vaginalis G3
Lineage: Eukaryota; Parabasalia; Trichomonadida; Trichomonadidae
Product: protein of unknown function, DUF4106 family
Exons: 1
Coding region: 1-450 (149 amino acids)
Source: RefSeq, a predicted model, not a curated record